GCCGAUCUGCCACUGAAUGUGGCACCAGGGGCUGGCAUUCGAGGUCACCACAAACGAGCGGAAUGGCUUUCUCCCUGGGCUGACCCCGUAGCGUUUGAAACUUGGAAACGUGGUGCCCGCUUCCUGCCCCGGAGACCGCUUCCUGCCCCGGAGACGCCUCCCUGCACUGUGGGCACUAGUAGUCCUUGCUGUGGCAGAAGAAAAUGUAGCGUCCGCGUAAAAGAGGAAAAGUGAGGCUGGCAUUUUCCUUCUGCGCUGCCCUCCCUGUGGCCAAGGGCACCAUGCCGGUGGAAAGGAUGCGAAUGCGCCCCUGGCUGGAGGAACAGAUAAAUUCAAACACAAUACCGGGGUUAAGGUGGAUUAACAAGGAAAAGAAGAUUUUUCAGAUCCCCUGGAUGCAUGCAGCUCGGCAUGGGUGGGAUGUAGAGAAAGAUGCACCGCUCUUCAGAAACUGGGCAAUCCAUACAGGGAAGCAUCAGCCAGGAGUAGAUAAACCUGAUCCAAAAACAUGGAAGGCAAAUUUUCGAUGUGCCAUGAAUUCUUUGCCUGAUAUUGAAGAAGUUAAAGAUAAAAGUAUAAAGAAAGGAAACAAUGCCUUCAGAGUAUACCGGAUGUUGCCCUUAUCUGAACGACCUUCGAAGAAAGGAAAGAAACCAAAGACAGAAAAAGAAGACCGAGUUAAGCACAUUAAGCAAGAACCAGUUGAGUCAUCUUUGGGGCUUAGUAAUGGAGUAAGUGAUCUUUCUCCUGAGUAUGCGGUCCUGACUUCAGCUAUAAAAAAUGAAGUGGAUAGUACGGUGAACAUCAUAGUUGUAGGACAGUCCCACCUGGAUGGCAACAUUGAGGAUCAGGAGAUUGUCACCAAUCCGCCAGACAUUUGCCAAGUUGUGGAGGUGACCACUGAGAGCGACGAGCAGCCCGUCAGCCUGAGUGAACUGUACCCCCUGCAGAUUUCCCCUGUGUCUUCCUACGCAGAAAGUGAAACGACUGAUAGCGUGCCCAGCGAUGAGGAGAGCGCUGAGGGGAGACCACACUGGCGGAAGAGGAACAUUGAAGGCAAACAGUACCUCAGCAACAUGGGGACACGGAGCACCUACCUGCUGCCUAGCGUGGCAUCCUUUGUCACUUCCAACAAGCCUGAUCUCCAGGUCACCAUCAAAGAGGAGAGUUGUACAAUGCCUUACAGUAGCUCCUGGCCCACACUUACAGACCUCUCUCUCCCUUCCUCUGUGACCCCCACACCCAGCAGUAGUCGGCCGGACAGGGAGACUCGGGCCAGCGUCAUCAAGAAGACGUCAGAUAUCGCCCAACCCCGAGUCAAGAGCUGCUAAGUCUUUGACCCUCCCUAGUGGUUGUUGGGAUUUCUUGGCUUUGUGUUAUUGUUUGUAUUUUAUUUUCUCUCUGACACCUAUUUUAGAAAAUAUUAAGGGGGGAAGCCUUGACAAUAGAACAUUGAUUGCUGUGUCCAACUCCAGUACUGGAGCUUUUUUUAAACUCAGGACUCCAGCCCGUUGGUGUCUCUAGAGCCUGCUGGAUCUCCCAGGGCUACUCCCUCAAGUUCAAGGACCAACAGCCACAUGGGCAGUGGAGGUGCUGCGUUGCCUGUGGUCAAGGCCAGCAUGGUAGAGCGGAUGCCUCAGAAUGGACGAGAAAAUGUGAACUAGCUGGAAUUUUUUAUUCUUGUGAAUAUGUACAUAGGGCAGUACUAGCAACACUGCAGUCUGCUUCUGCACCUUAUCUUAAAGCACUUAGGCCUUCUUGUGAUCUUGCUCUAUUUCACAGCACAUACAGCGCCCCCUUCUUUCCCUGUUACCCUGCCUUCUACCCUCUCCCAUCCAGUUCCUUUCCUCCUUUUCCUCUCCUCCAAGGCUGUGCUCUACACCCUGGAGGAGGAGAAGAAGAAAAUGAACUUCUCCACAGAUGUCCCGUUUUAAGACUGCUUGGGGAAAAAAAAAGUCUAAUCUGCUAUGCUUGAAUGCCACGCGGUACAAAGGAAAACUAUCAUGGAAAUAUUAUGCAAAUUCCCAGAUUUGAAGACGAAAAUACUCUAAUUCUAACCAGAGCAAGCUUUUUUAUUUUUUAUACAGGGAAUAUUUUAUUCAAGGUAAAAUUCUAAAUAAAAUAUAAUUGUUUUUUAUCUUUUCUACAGCAAAUUUAUAAUUUUAAGAUUCCUUUUCUUGUUUAUCAGCAGUUGUUAUUACAUCCUUGUGGCACAUUUUUUUUUAAUUUUGUAAAGGUGAGAAAAGCUUUUAUGAGCUCAUGUAGCAAACAAAUUAUCCUGUGGAUUGAUAAUAAAUGAAUAUGAUAUAUAGUUAAAUUUUUAAUGGGCAUCACUCCUGGCUUUGUCUCUGUCUGAUUAGAGCACAAUUAUGGGGCAGGAAUAGCAAAGUAUCAUUUCUUCUUGAGGACCGAAACAUCCUCUUGCUGAUCACAAAACAAGCUGGAGAUGCCCACCUUGAGGUGGCAGAUGCCUUCUGCUGCCAAGUGCCCAACAUGUGCCGGGUGCCAUGUUGAACGUCUUACCCAAGUAACCUUCUUUGCUCAUUGCAGCUGUGCACAAAAUAGGGAUUUACCCCUCUUUCACAUGGAGGAAAUGGGGACCCAGAAUAAAAAUGCCUUUUCUCUGGUCACUUAGGAGGGAAGAGCCAAGGGCAUUGAAGAUGAAACUAUGUGUGGUGUGACUGUGGAGGGAGUCUGUUUACCCACCUCACUGUGAGCAGAUUCCACCCACCUCUGUUUUUCCUCUGUUUAUCUGUAGGCUGUGUAUAUGGCUAGAGUUUGUGUUUCUGUCUCACACCAGGUGCAUGAGUAAGACAUUUUCAACAACAGGAAAUAGUUAUGAGGUGCUGAUUCCUUGUCUGUUAUUCUUUCCAAGACCUCGGCCUUAAAUGGAGGCCCUCCUUUCAAAACUUAGGGUAUGUUUUGGAGUAAGCAAAGUGACCUGAAGAGCAACAGUUCCUGUCACUUAUUUGGUAUUUCAAGGUGUAUACCUGACCUUGAGAAAGCCCCUGCCUUAAUCUCUCAUGCUCCCCAGAAUAGUACUAAAACAGCUGCCUACCUACCUCCUCUGGGGUGUUGUGAAUAGAUUGGUAAGUUAAUAUUUGAAAAGGUUCCUUCAAUUUAUGAAAGGACAAAGGGCUAUUUUUAUGCCUAUCUCUCCAUGUGUGGCUGCAGAUAUAAUUAGCAGUCAUAAAAUUCUCCGCCCAGAACAGAUACCCACUGAAGCAGUUACUGGUGGGUUCAUUGGAGCUGAAAUGCCGCCUGUGGAGAGUUGACUGUUUCUGUGGUGAUCACUUUUGUGGAAGAUAUUUAUGUCAACCUCUUCAUGAAGGGAGAAAUCAUAAGGUCCAAAGCAGAGGUCAGCUCUUUGUGACUUCUGCAGGAAUCCUGUCAUUCAGUCAUCCUGUUUUGAUGUACAUUUGAAAGGAAACCAGCAGAAGCUGGCCCUGAGUCACAUGGCCUGAGGGGUCAAGGGACUUGGGGCAGCUCUGGUUCUCUGCCUCUGCGUUCUUCUCAAACUCCACAUCACUACCCUUCUCCACUUUUGUGGUGGGAAAUAGGCUGAGCCUUAGCUGGUGAGUGCAAAUUCAGGAUUUGGAAACACAGUUGAAGUACUGAAGUUAAGACAGCAUUGUGAAUAAGACUAUGAAGCAUGCCUGAAACAGAAAACUGCUUAAAAUGUUUCUAAGAAAGUUGCAUUGUUUUGCUGACUCUUGCCAUUAAUACAAGAGAAUAAGAUAAUUAUGCAAUGCCGAGGGUCCAUGUGACAAAAA
Messenger RNA from Octodon degus (degu), 3773 nucleotides. It is a transcript of the gene Irf2, whose product is annotated as interferon regulatory factor 2. Bases 282 to 1331 code for a protein of 349 amino acids. Gene Ontology annotation, biological process: regulation of transcription by RNA polymerase II; immune system process. Gene Ontology annotation, cellular component: nucleus. The transcript is spliced from 9 exons. Gene Ontology annotation, molecular function: DNA-binding transcription factor activity, RNA polymerase II-specific; RNA polymerase II cis-regulatory region sequence-specific DNA binding. The record is from RefSeq and is a predicted model, not a curated record. Lineage: Eukaryota; Metazoa; Chordata; Mammalia; Rodentia; Octodontidae.